AUGGACGCAAACCACACAGAGACUAGCGCUCUCGUUAUCAUCGACGUGCAAAACGAAUUCAUAUCCACCGCGGGCGCUUUCCCAAUUUCCGACGUCUGCAGGACAGAUCUCAUCACGAACUUGACAACCCUCAUUCCCCAGUUCCGAAAAACCGGACACAUUAUCUGGAUAAAGGCAGUAUACGGAGAGAGAACCGAGGAGCCUUCAUGCAUGCAAGAACAUCCAAGGGGAGAUGGAAUCCUGGGAUCCAACGAGUGGCUCGCGGCGGCCACCCACGUCCAUCCAACGCCCUGUUGCAAAGCCGGUAGUUUCGGUGCUGACAUCUACCCGGAUGUAUUUGCUCUCGCUGAGCCAGAGGACAUGGUUAUCACCAAAGACUCCUACUCGGCGUUCAGCGGGACCAGUGGGUUUCGGUUUCUGGACGCUCUACGCGAGAGGAAUGUGACGGAUGUGUACUUCUGCGGCGUUGCUUCCGGUACUUGUGUUCUAGCUACUGUUGUUGAUGCUGUUAUGGUUGAUGGCUUGCAGGUUCAUGUCGUGCUGAAUUGUAUGGGUUGGAGACGGCUCAAUACCCAUCAGGAGGCUAUCCGGAGAUUCAAGGCGUUGCAUGUGAAUCUGACCAAUAGCAAUGACGCUGGAGAGCUGGAAUGUGCUGCUGAAAGCUGUUGA
Molecule: messenger RNA, 669 nt
Organism: Lachnellula hyalina
Lineage: Eukaryota; Fungi; Ascomycota; Leotiomycetes; Helotiales; Lachnaceae
Product: putative inactive nicotinamidase
Exons: 1
Coding region: 1-669 (222 amino acids)
Source: RefSeq, a predicted model, not a curated record